AUGUCUUCGAAAGAUAAAGUUCCUUCUCCAACUCCGUCGUUAUCAUCAUCAUCGUCAGCGUCAUCGACAGCUGAUGAUAUCAAUUAUUCAAGAAAUAUUAAACGAAUGCUAAACCAUUUGAAGGAUCAGAUCUCUAAAGACGGCAAGUCACAGUUGCAACGACUUCUUGGAAAUAUUGAUAAUCCGCAAGAAUCUAAACCGAUGAAAGGCGUCUCAUUAGGCGAAUUAAAUAGUGCUGAUUUAUAUUUCAUCAUUGUGGCAAUAAUUGAAAGACGAGUCAUUCCAUUUAAAAUCGAGAAUCGUUCGUUGAAAAUCGAGUUAAAAAAUAUGAAAGAACGAAUCGUCGCUUUAGAGGAUCAAAUUAUGGGAAUAAACCGAAGACGCAGAGCGGUUAUUGGUGUAAGAAAAGGAAAGGAACUAACAAAUAUUGGCGGUUCGAGUUCACACAUUCCGGGUUGUUGA
Molecule: messenger RNA, 462 nt
Organism: Dracunculus medinensis (Guinea worm)
Lineage: Eukaryota; Metazoa; Nematoda; Chromadorea; Rhabditida; Dracunculidae
Source: the annotation of a GenBank genome assembly